Messenger RNA from Humulus lupulus (European hop), 1404 nucleotides. Its product is annotated as receptor-like protein EIX2. Lineage: Eukaryota; Viridiplantae; Streptophyta; Magnoliopsida; Rosales; Cannabaceae. Gene Ontology annotation, molecular function: protein binding. The record is from RefSeq and is a predicted model, not a curated record. The transcript has a single exon. Bases 1 to 1404 code for a protein of 467 amino acids.
AUGGAGUUCUCAUAUGCUUAUACAUAUCCAUAUUCAUAUUCAUAUUCAGAUUCAGAUCCACUUUAUCCAUAUUCAUAUUCAUAUCCAGAGCCUCAUCUACCUGACUUACAAGCUAAUGAGUUGAGCUCUAAUUUGUUGGAGCUGCAACAUCUCAACUACUUGGAUCUCAGCGGAAACAACUUCAGUUAUAGCAAGAUUCCCAACUUCUUUGGCUCAAUGAAGAAUCUAAAGUAUCUAAAUCUCUCUCAGGCGAAUUUUGGUGGAUUGAUUUCUCUUCAAUUUGCAAAUCUUACUAGCUUGCAAGUUCUUGAUCUUAAUGGUCUUUUCCAUGUUAGUAUUCCUACUUUCCAGUGGGCUACAAAUCUUUUGUCUCUCCAAUAUCUCGAUAUGAAUGACGUAAAUUGUCGAAAUGCAUCAGAUUUAAUGCAGGUACUUACCAAGCUUCCUUCUCUGUCACAUAUCAGCCUAUCUUAUUGUAGAUUAAAUAUGGUCAAUUUUCCUUGGCGUACGAUCAAUUCCACCUUCUCUGCUAGUGUUCGAUACCUAGACCCUUCCGAUAAUCAUCUUGAAAGAUCAAUUCUUAAUGAUCUAAAAAAUAUGACUUCUCUUGAAGUGCUUGAUCUUUCGUCCACCUUCUAUACUAGUUCCUCAAUUCCAACCUGGUUGGGUGAUUUUCAGAGCCUUGUUUACCUUAAUCUUAGAUUGAAUAAUUAUGAUAGCUUUGAAGGAGAAGGUGGCUUGCUGUACAUAAUAAAUAAUGCUUGUUCCUUGAAGUUAUUGGAUUUGUCAUAUAACAAAAUUAGAGAAGUGUUAGAGCCUCAUCAGCAUUCAAGAAAAUGUGUCAAAUAUAAUCUAGAGAUAUUAAGUUUAGAACAUAACGAAAUGGGUAGUCCUUUUCCUGAUUGGUCAGAGCAACUAAAAUUUUCAAGGUACCUUGGCCUUUCCCAGAAUUUAUUUCAUGGUCCAAUACCAUCAUCACUUGGAAAGAUUUCAUUCUUGAAAGUAUUAGAUCUAUCCGUCAAUCAAUUAAUAGGGUCAAUUCCAGAAUCUUUGGGAAGAUUGUCGAGUUUGAGAAGAAUUGAUCUUUCUCACAAUGGGUUGACUGGGAUUAUUCCAAAAACAAUCGGGAGAAUGUCAGUUUUAGAGUGUUUAGCUUUGUCAUAUAACAAUUUGAAUGGGGUCAUUCCAGAAACAUUGGGAAAAUUGUCAGUCUUAAAGAGGUUAGACCUGUCAUAUAACAAUUUGAAUGAGGUCAUUCCAAAAACAUUGGGAAAAUUGUCAGUCUUAAAGUGGUUAUAUCUGUCCCAUAACAAUUUGAAUGGGGUCAUUCCAGAAAUAUUGGGAAAAUUGUCAGUCUUAAAAUGGUUAGAUUUUUCAUCUAACAAUUUGACUGGAUCAUUCUAG